This is a messenger RNA of Canariomyces notabilis, 252 nucleotides long. Its product is annotated as LSM-domain-containing protein. The transcript is spliced from 4 exons. Gene Ontology annotation, molecular function: RNA binding. Gene Ontology annotation, cellular component: U2 snRNP; P granule; catalytic step 2 spliceosome. Lineage: Eukaryota; Fungi; Ascomycota; Sordariomycetes; Sordariales; Chaetomiaceae. The record is from RefSeq and is a predicted model, not a curated record. Gene Ontology annotation, biological process: spliceosomal snRNP assembly; mRNA splicing, via spliceosome. Bases 1 to 252 code for a protein of 83 amino acids.
AUGGCGCCCGCACAGCCAGAGCUCAAGAAGUACCUUGACAAGCGGUUGUUUGUUCAGCUUAACGGCAGCCGAAAGGUCAUUGGUGUGCUUCGAGGCUACGAUGUUUUCCUCAACAUUGUCCUGGAUGAUGCAGUUGAGGAGAAAGACAACGGCGAGAAGGCCAAGCUCGGCAUGGUGGUCAUCCGCGGCAACUCAGUUGUAAUGCUGGAAGCUCUCGAAAGGAUUGGUGGAGACGAGCGCGGAGGGCGCUAA